Molecule: messenger RNA, 3351 nt
Organism: Aquila chrysaetos chrysaetos
Lineage: Eukaryota; Metazoa; Chordata; Aves; Accipitriformes; Accipitridae
Gene: TMEM209
Product: transmembrane protein 209
Exons: 16
Coding region: 155-1885 (576 amino acids)
Cellular component (GO): membrane
Source: RefSeq, a predicted model, not a curated record
GGCGCGGCCGGUUCCUUUCGCCUGUGUGAGGGCGAGCGAUCUGCUGUGCUUCCCCCCCUCCCCGGCUGGGAAAAGGGGGUGCCCCUGCCUUCCCUGAGGGGAAUUGUGUGUCCCCUUACCUCCCCUGACCCUCAGUCCUGCGGCAGUAAUCCUGAUGUUAACUAUUUCACCGUUGAAUCAUUGUACCAGUAAGAAGAAGAUAAUGACACCAGAACAGAGUCCAGUGAAUUCCCUCAUCGACAGGACCAUCAAGAUGAGGAAAGAGACUGAAGCCCGGAAAGUGGUCUUGGCCUGGGGACUCCUUAAUGUGUCUGUUGCGGGCAUGAUAUAUACUGAAAUGACUGGAAAACUUAUAAGCUCGUAUUACAACAUCACAUACUGGCCACUCUGGUAUAUUGAACUUGCAUUUGCAUCUCUGUUCAGCCUGAAUGCCUUAUUUGAUUUCUGGAGGUACUUCAAAUACACAGUGGCACCGACGAGCUUGGUCAUGAGUCCUGGCCAGCAGACCCUGCUGGGGUUGCAGAAUGCAGCGGUACAAACAACUCCACCACGUGAGCUGGCAGCAAAGAAAGUCCCGUCUUCGACACCUUCUCCUCCGAUCCAGGGUCAAAGCGUGUUGAGUUACAGCCCGUCCCGCUCCCCCAGUGCCAGUCCAAAGUUUACUACCAGUUGUAUCACAGGGUACAGCCCUCAGUUACAGCCUCUGUCAAGCAACAGCGCUUCUUACGGCAGUGCUGUAACCUACUCACCAAGCAGCAGCUACAACAAGGUUUCCAGCUUCAGCCCCUCUCCUGGUGGAUCACCGUACCCUAUGAGUAUUGGACCAGUGGAAAGCGGUGGGCUAAGGUCUCGUUACCGCUCUUCACCCAUUCACUAUAAUUCUCCCACUGGCAAAGAAGACUAUAUGACAGAGCUCAAGUCACUGGACACCUUCCUUCGAAAUGAAGAAGAGAAACAGCACAGAGUUCAACUAGGAAGUUCAGAUUCCAGCUCUCCUUCCAGCAGCCCAACUUUUUGGAACUACAGCCGUUCCAUGGCAGACUACGCACAGAUGCUGAGAAAGUUCCAGUAUCAGCUGGCUUGCAGGUCCCAGGCUCCAUCUGCACACAAGGACGAAGCUGAUCUGAGCUCAAAACAGGCUGCAGAAGAGGUCUGGGCACGGGUGACAAUGAACCGGCAGCUCCUUGAUCACAUGGAUUCCUGGACCGCUAAGUUCAGAAACUGGAUUAAUGAGACUAUUCUGGUGCCACUUGUCCAAGAGGUCGAGUCUGUGAGCACUCAGCUGAGAAGAAUGGGGUGUCCAGAAUUGCAGAUCGGAGAAGCCAGCAUCAGCAGUCUGAAGCAGGCAGCGCUCGUUAAAGCUCCGCUCAUUCCAACCCUGAACGCUAUAGUGCAGUAUUUGGAUCUUACACCAAACCAGGAGUAUUUGGUAGAAAGAAUCAAAGAGCUUUCUCAGGGCGGAUGCAUGAGUUCAUUCCGAUGGAACAGAGGAGGGGAUUUCAAAGGCCGCAAGUGGGACACCGACUUGCCCACCGACUCCUCUAUCAUUAUGCAUGUAUUCUGCACUUACCUCGACUCCAGGCUGCCGCCUCACCCCAAGUAUCCCGACGGCAAAACCUUCACUUCCCAACACUUCAUUCAGACACCAGAUAAACCAGACACUUCAAAUGAAAACGUGUUUUGCAUCUACCAAAGCAGCAUCAAUCCGCCCCACUACGAGCUGAUCUACCAGCGCCACGUCUACAACCUACCCAAGGGCAGAAACAACAUGUUCCAUACCUUGCUUAUGUUUCUGUAUAUCAUAAAGACAAAAGAAUCCGGCAUGCUGGGGCGUGUCAAUCUUGGUUUAUCGGGAGUCAACGUUCUGUGGAUUUUUGGAGAGUAACAUCUCCAGCGGGAUGCCGGUUCAGAGGAACGAUGCUCCUCUGGCAAGAUGAACUGAGCGACACCAUUACAUUGUUGACUUAAACGCGGACUUACUAUGAAACGGGAUAAUUUAAGCUCUUCUUUGUGGGAGGAGGGGAAGUGUUUGUAACUCCUGUGCAGGUUUUGUGAUGAUAUUAUUUAAAACAUUUCACGGUCAAAACGCUACUACAUAUGAACACCAGGCGGGUUUUCUUUUUCCGGCUCCUCACCUGAACGAACCCUGUUCAAAAAGCCGUUUGCUGUUUCUCUUCCACGGAUCUGUCAGUGCCGUCACCGCUUAACUGAUCUUGGGACUAAACUCCAACGCCUUGGAGGGCUGGAAGAGCCCUCCCGAGGUUGUGCACAGCCGCCAGCGAGCCAUCGCUUGGAAAGAUACAGCAAUUUGGCCAACUUUGGGAUGCAAGAAAUUCCAGAUAGGCACGAGAAGAGCCAAGCCAAAAAGUUUAGACUCAUUUUGGUUCAUUUUAUUAUGAUAAGAAAAAGGUUAUUUUUUUAUCCCUGGCUGUUGGUGUAAUUGGGUUUUCUGACCCCACAAAAAGGUGUGAAGGAAAGAGAAAACCAUGUUUGACUUGCUGGUUUCAGUAAGUAAGAUUUUUAUUUUUAUUUUUUUGUACAAAGUAAGCAUGCCACCCAACAUUGGCAGUCUUGCGAGCUCUGAAAUACCGGGUGCCUUUGGUACAACCACAGUGUUACCCUGCCUUUGCUUUUUAAUUGAUUUUUACGGCUCCCGUCAGCUUUUUUUGCUAAUAACCUCUUAUUUUGGGAGCCUUACGGACUGCCACAUGGCUUUCAGCACCUCGGCGAGAGACCCGGCUGUAUAAACCGGUGGACUUUUUAAGUCCCCGCUUUUGGGGAUGUACCUUUUGGGAGGAAAAAAACACUUGGAUUUCUUUCAAAGAAGAGGUCAUUCGAUAUUUGCUGAAAACCUUUUUAUAUAAAGGAAGAAUCUGUUGUAAAUUCUGACAAAUGAGGGUUUUAGAAGUGUAUAUAGUUAGUUUUAGUAGUUAGUUAUUUUUUUAAAGAGGGGUAAAAAUUCCUAAGCCCCAAGAUGCUGAAGAUAUUUAUGAGCUGAAGACAAGGGUGAACAACAUCGUCGUAAACUUGUACAUCUAAGACAUGAGAAUUACCCUGGCUUGUUGCCGGGGGCAAGAACACCACGUAUUUUGUUACAAUAAUGUAUUUUUGUACUGUAUUUUUUACUGCCGGCCUCAGGCACGCACUGCCGGGAGGGAAAAAGAGGAAUUUUCUGUGCUCAGGGCGAGGUGUGCUCGCUUUUUUAUCUCUGGGAGGGAGCUGCUAUUUUUUGGUGCGAACCGACUGUUACUGUCGACUCCGUUUCCCCGGGGAGGUGCAGGGUUUUUCUGAAGGGACUGAUAACAAAAUGGCUCAUUUGGUUCCCGUAUUAAAUGAGUUCGUUUUAUUAAA